GGGAAAACUUGCCUGCUGCUGCAUAAAGGCAAAGUAAACCCUCAGCAAUCAUCGACGAAGACUUUUCACAGAGGUGCAUAUAUGCUACGGCCCCGUGGCAAGUCCUCCGCUUGCGCAUUUAGCUUCCCCCAGAGCAGCUCUGCUUCUUCGGUCCCGCCCAUCUGGAUGAAACGUAAGCCAAAGCGAAUGCGUAAACUUGCCGACCUUCACUCUUUGGCCAUCUUGUCGCCCACAAGCUUGGUAGGAGGAGGAGGAGGAGGAGGAGGAGGAGGAGGAGGAGACUGGCAAGAGCUAACUUCUAGUGCCUGUAAGUCGCGGGCGUGGCAAAAGCUACAUAAGAGGAGGACAGAGCGACUAGUGAAGAUGAACGACAAACCGAAAGGGUCCGUGGAGGUAAUUCGCCCGACCUCCAAGAGACCCAACAAGCUCGAGGCAACUGACGUAAACGAGUUGGUCGAGAAUUUCACGAGGAGGGUGAUGGCGAAGCGAAUGAAAGUGAAACAACGACAUACGACCGCUGUCACGGUGGCAACACCACCUUCCAUGCCACGUGGCAGGAAGAAUGGAUCCAAAGCCUCGGAGGUCAAGCAGUCGCCAAGCACAUCGGAAGAAGCACAACCGGAGAAAACAGAAGGAACAGAAGGAUCUGGUACUCCACGGAGGACUACGAGGAAGUCAGAGCAGGGGAAAGGCGAAGGCGUACCCAUUUGGGAGAGAGGACACGAUCAGAGCACUUCGAGUGCACUCAAAGAGAAAAGCAAGCAGGCAGAAGGAUCGGAUUUGAUGCCGAGAAUCCGCCGGAGGAAGCUCGUUCACAAAAAGGGUGAAUCGUCAAGGUUGAGGGAAGGCGGCAGUGUGACCAUGGCAAGUGACAAUAUGGAUCGAUUGGCGGCAUUGGAGGAAGGAGCAGCGGUUUCAGACGUGUUCGGUGAGAUGGCACGAACAAAGAAGAAGAGGAGAAAGGGUGAGGGUGAACCUGUCCUGAAGGAGGGGCGUGUUGCAUGUGACAAUGAGAAUGUGUCCAGUCCGUUCUCAUUGUCCAGUCCGUCUAAGGAAGAAGAGAAACCAGAUCAAUCUGGUGCUUUAAUUCUGGGAAGCCAGCAGAAGUUUGUGCACCCUGAGGAGGAGGAAGAGGAGGAGGAGGAGGAGGAGGAGGAGGAGCCUGUGUUGAAGAACGGAGGUGCAAAGUGUGGGGAUAAGGCAGCCUCCACGCCGGCGAGGGAGACUCAUGACGGGGGCAUGACAUCACCAGAUCAAUCUGGUGCUAUACUUCUAGGAAGUCAGCAGGAGUUUGUGCACCCUGACAAGGAGGAGGAGGAGGAGGAGACUGUGAUGAAGAAUGGAGGUGCAAAGUGCGAUGAUAAGGCAGCCUCCAGGCCUGAGAGGGAGACUCGGGAGGGGGGGAUGACAUCACCAGAUCAAUUUGGUGCUACACGUCUAGGAAGUCAGCGGAAGUUGGUGUACCCUGAGGAGGAGGAGGAGGAGGAGGAGAAGGAUGAGGAGGAGGAGGAGGAGCCUAUGUUGAAGAAUGGAGAUGCAACGUGCGAGGAUAAGGCAGCCUCCAGGCCUGAGAGGGUGACUCAGGAGGGGCGGGGGACAUCGGAGUCCGGGGCAAAAGACAUGCAAGCUUUGGAGUUAGAGUAUACGCAGCCUCAAAGCCAUCGAACUUGGUCCGGGUUCAAACAACCAGAAGCCUUAGGGUGCAACUCACUUUCCGAUAAAACAGAUAUGUUCGGAGGGGUCCAUGUCAAGGACAGAUUAUCAACUCACGGCAGCACCCUCCUGAAGGGCCUGACAUCAGAAAUGCCAGGGGGUUCGAAGACCCCUGCACGUCCUACUGCUGAAGUAGCUGCUUCAUCGGAGGAUAUGUGUGCAAAGACUGCUAACAGUGCUAGUAAGAGUAAAGAAGCUGGGAAUGAACUGUGCUCCGUAGCGAUCCGCCAUCGGAAUAGCCCUCCUGGUGACCGUACGGAUGACAUGGAAAAAGCCUCCGCCACAGGAGGGUUAACACCGAGCCAUGACGACCCCAGUGGGUGUGGGCCGCGUAGUUUGUUGCAGAUCAGCAAUGGCGAGGACUAUCGAUCCUCUUCUCAAGUGGCAACCUUAGACCAGAGCGUCGAGCAGUUCGCUGCAGAUCGACAACGGCCACGAUUCUCGAGCUUCGAACAAGAGGAGGAGGUGCUUGUGGAAGAAGGUGGGACACCUCUUCUGUCAGAAAGAUCCCGCAACGACAGCAGCUGCCCUCAUUUGCUGUGUCUUACUAGCACCUUGCCAGUGUGCUCUGCGGGGACGGGAAGAGGAAAGUUUAACGUGCACCAGAGCGAACAGGCGGCUGAGGGGCGCAUUGUGCGUGCUUCAUCAUGGGUUGGAAAGAGGAAGAGGGUGGAAAGUGCUGUGCACCAUCAGCAGCGGAAGCUCCUCUGCGUUGUAAAGAAUGGUGACGGCAGUAACCGCAUUCCUCGUGACAAAAAGAGACCAGCCAUGCCAUCAGGGGUGACAGCUCUCAAGGUGCAUGCAGGACAUCAAGGGAAUGUAGCUACGGCGGAAGAUCCAGCAUGCUUGAGCGCCUCCGAUGCACAACUGAAUUGUGGUGAUGGCCGUAGCACUGCCCGGGAUGCACAGGUGUGCGGCGGAAACAUGGCAGCGAACAGGGCAGGCCAGAGCAGCAACAACCUCGACUACUUCGACAGGUAUGCGCCUGGAAGUCUUGCCUUGCACUCCAGCCUAGCCGCAGCAAGCCGCGCCGUGGAAGAGAGCAGGACCAUGGUUCGGGCUAAGCAGCAGCAGCAGCCUAUUCCAUCACAUGAAGAGAGUAGUGAGGAAGAGGACGGGCGGAAGGAUGCGACAGGGAGCGUUGUUCUGGAACCAAUUCGGAGAGCUGUUCAGGUGCAGCAAGGGAGAAGGCCUCCUGACCCUCAUGGAGAGAGCAGGACCAUGGCUCGGGCUAAGCAGCAGCAGCAGCCUAUUACAUCACAUGAAGAGAGUAGUGAGGAAGAGGACGGGCGGAAGGAUGCGACAGGGAGCGUUGUUCUGGAACCAAUUAGGAGAGCUGUUCAGGUGCAGCAAGGGAGAAGGCCUCCUGACCCUCAUGAAAUGAGGAGGCAUCAAGAACCCGGAGAACAUCGUACUGAGAGAGAGAAACGGACAAACGGUGUUGGUAAGGCGACCAUAUGCAUUGAACAAGAGCCAGGAGAGGAGAAGGGAGACAUGUCAGUGUUACCCAGAUGCUCAUCACCUGGCUCCCUUCUGGUAGAAGGAAAGGAGACGAUAAGACACCGUGCACCUUUACUAAUGAGAAAUGGGCAUUGUGCCAGCCUGAAGCAUGACCGUAGGGUGGCAGGAAGAGAGGCGAGAGAAGGAGGCUCCGAGAGUGCAGUUCUCAACAUAACUGCGGAGCUAAGAGGAACGGAUGGGAGUCGAAUCGGUCGACCAAGUGUGAAUGGCGUCGCUCCGCUUCUCGCUGUACAUAUAAGCGAGAACGGAACUUUGGGUCGAAUCUCCGGUUCGAGCGUGAGAGAAGCACCAGCUGCAGAGGAUUGUCCGGCCUCGAUAAAGAAGGGCAACAGGCUUCAUGACAUAUGUGAUGAAGCGGCUCACACAGGAGCUGUGCAGGCAGGAGCACCCUCAGGAAAAGCGUGUGAUGAAAGCUAUCGACAUCGACGAGAUGCGCAAAAUGAAUUACGACAGUCGGAUAAGAAGGAAGAGGAUACUGCUGUUGGGGGUUCCCCUUGUCCUUUGCUGAGGAACUCCAUGGCAAUGCACACUACCAGUACAGCUGAUGAUGACCCCCACAAUCGACGCCUCGUUCCCAGUGACAGAGGUUGCAGUGGCAGUGGCAUUCUUCCAUCGAGUGCGUGCGAAAGUGAUCCCUUCAGGAAUAGGAAGCCGGCAAUCGACGCCUCAGUCCCGUUGGCGGAAAGGUCCAACGGCCGGCGGGAAACUGUUGACUGCAGGGAUGGUUCUGAAAAGGAGACGAGCUCAGCGAUGGAGAAGACAAGGAAAAUGGGAAUGCCACAGCGGAGGUCAACCAGAGUACGGAAAAGUACUGACACAGCCAAAUGUGAUGGUAUCUGGUACGCAGGGGAGAUGACGCUCAAAGCAUUUGAGCGCCGACGCAUCGUGAAAAAGAAGCCUGUUAGAGCGACCAGAUCGCUACAAGGUGAAGGAAACCGUAAAGAUCCUUGCCAACGGGGUAACGAGCCGACAUCCACAGCACCGAAUCUGAGUCCUCGAGUGAGAAGUCAGGGCGACUGCAACAAGGCUUUGCAGCUGCGGCACAGAGCGUCCUUCAAUGGCCGUCACUGGAGCUCUUCCGAAACUUUAUCCCAAAACCAGGAGGGAGAGCUGAAAAAGACCUCCUCUUCGGCCGACAAGGACUCAGACUCAGAGAGGACACAUGGAUAUGAGCAAAAUGAAGAUGGGUGUACACAGGAGGACAAUGGUAAGCCUCCAAAGGAGGAGGAGGAGGAGGAGGAGGAGGAGGACGAGGAGGAGGAGGAGGAAGAAAUAAUGACGACGACAAGACAUCCAGAGCUGCACCUGCUUCUGAACGCGCGUCGCCAGUUUGGGCAGGUUUUGCAAUCCCUGGAAAAUGAGCGUGUAUGCAGUGAUCUGAAUGCGUUUGGCACAUCAACACGGUCGAGGGGUCAAGAAGGGGGUGAUGGGGGGCAGAUGCUUGAAAAGAAGCAUAUUACGUUCAAAGCGAGUGGACGGAUUGGCAGGAGAUCCGCGCGCAGGAAGAGCCAUCUCUGCCCGCACUGUUGUCAGAUCUACAACUGCGAACCUCGCACGUUCCAGUGCCAUGCCAAGCUCUGCUACUUAGAGCAAUCUGCGAUCAGAGCAAAACCAGCAAGGCAAUGCGAUAGGAGCAACGUCGCCAGAAAUAGGCGCAAAGGAAUAGCUAAACGACUGCCCGCAGCAGGAAAUAGUAGUCAUAUGGAUGGCUCAACUGGGCGAAAGGCGUUGCAAGAGCCAUGGAGAGUAGUUCCAAUGACGGACGACCAUGUGAUCGGCGUCCAUGUCCCGCCGCUGUGUGCCGAUUUCAAUAUGUGGGCGACGAAUGACCCCGAGAAUCGAAGACAUAGCUUAUCUGGGUUACAUAGGUUGACUGCACUCGCGAGUGUCGUGGAGGGCAUCACUCAGCAGGAGGACACAGCUAUCGGCUCGCUGCUCAGCUUCUGACACAGACCUACUUUCGUCAUGCAGAUGCCUCUCUCCGAUGUAAACCGAUUCUGGCGUAAACCGAUUUC
Messenger RNA from Chara braunii, 5249 nucleotides. NCBI's taxonomy places the organism in Eukaryota, Viridiplantae, Streptophyta, Charophyceae, Charales, Characeae. The record is from the annotation of a GenBank genome assembly.